Diospyros lotus (date-plum) is the source of this 1044-nucleotide messenger RNA. RefSeq lists its product as uncharacterized. NCBI's taxonomy places the organism in Eukaryota, Viridiplantae, Streptophyta, Magnoliopsida, Ericales, Ebenaceae. The transcript has 3 exons. Gene Ontology annotation, cellular component: endoplasmic reticulum. The coding region runs from base 1 to 1044 and encodes 347 amino acids. The record is from RefSeq and is a predicted model, not a curated record.
AUGAAAACACUGGUAAUCACAGCAUCCUCCUCCGUGAAAUCCACCGCCACCACCAUGGACGAAAGCCGAUCUGAAACCAGAGACACCUUUUACUUCCCGGGAUGCCGGAAAGACGCUAACUGCAACUGCGAGAUGUGCCUGGCCAGCAUCAAUGCCACCCUCGAUCUCAUCCCCGCAAGCUCACUCACCAAACUCUCGGCCUCGAAACCCGUCCCAAGAACCCCCAUUUCGUUUAAUCCUUCGGUCAUAUCCACGCCCACAUCCAGUAAUAGUCCUCGGAUUCUGGUGUCGCCUCCUUUCAGUUCCACGGCGAGAAUGAUUUUCCGUGACAAGACGAGGAGGAAGAAAAGAGAGCUGAGUAUUGGGUUCUUGAUGGUGAGAUUGGUUCUGGGUCUGAGCUUGGUUUUCUCGGCCGACGGUGGAUUUUCUUGGGCGGUUUCCAAGGCUCUAAAGCCCGAGUUGUCACCCGAGAUAGUGAGGAAUUUGGGAGAGAAAUCAUGGGUUUCGCAGAAUUUAACCGAGAAAUUGGAAUUAUUGCAGAAAGAGCUACAGAGUUUGACGAAUGGGAAGGUUUCAGAUUGCAGUUCUACUGAUUCUUUGUGGAAAAUUCAUCAGGAUGGUUUGCUAUUGAAUUCAGAGUGUACGCUGUACAAGUCUGCUACGGAGGAGGUGAGCAUAUGGGGAUGGCCUUUGCAGACUGCUGGAUUGCUCACAGCUGAAUUUUCUUCACGAUCAUUCACAAUCUUAUCUGGAAGAGUUACAGAGUGGGUUGAUGGGAAGGUCAGCUAUUCAACUAGGAAGGCCAACCAGUCCUGGUUACACCAGAAAUGGAGCGCCUCAGCAGUUCAAUUAGAUCAAAAAACCUGGAUUCUUGAAUAUAAGCAUGCCGGAGUAUUGGAGAACUCGAGGUUGAUUUCUGCAGCGCUGGAAUUUCUUAAGUUCCGGUUGUCAAGAGAAGUCAAGAGGAUGAAUCAAGGGUUCUGGCUGUUGCCUGCUUCGGAAGCGCAGGAAAAUGAUUUUGUAGGCUUCAGAGUCCCAACGUGA